AUGGAUCUAUCACCUGUUGUUGAAGAUCAACCAAGCACAUCGAAUCUAGACCUCAGCUGGGACUCAGAUCAAGAUUACGAUGAAUGUGUAUACUACCAUGAAGGAAGCGAUCUAUACGCAGAGGACGUCGAUGGUCAGAUGGCGGUACUGCCGGAAGUGCCUGUGACGACGGAAGAUGUGAAGAUCGAGGAUAUUCAGCUAUGUAAUACCCUUCCGCCGGCGGCUAGAGGUGUGGUGUGCGAUAUCGACGUCGGAAGAGCGAGGCCUAUCGCCCUGAAGUGUCGUAAGUUGCGGAUCCAGUUCAGGGAGAAGCUGGCGGACUUGAUCAAGGGUCUGUUGUCUGCUAAGAUGGUCAAUUACUGUAGAUCACCAUGGGCCUCCCCGAUCGUGGUGAUCAUCAAGAAGAACGGAGUGGAUAUCAGGUUCUUAACUCAGCUGAUGAUCUAUCCAAUGCCCUUGAUCAACGACCUACUUGAAGAUCUGGAGUCGACACUUUGGUACUGUUCUUUGGAUAUGGCGAGUGGAUUUUGGGUAGUGAAAAUGACGGAUCAUGCUCGCUUGAUCUCGGCUUUUAUCACUCCCUUCGGGUUAUUUGAGUGA
Molecule: messenger RNA, 600 nt
Organism: Phytophthora megakarya
Lineage: Eukaryota; Oomycota; Peronosporomycetes; Peronosporales; Peronosporaceae
Source: the annotation of a GenBank genome assembly